Molecule: messenger RNA, 466 nt
Organism: Populus trichocarpa (black cottonwood)
Lineage: Eukaryota; Viridiplantae; Streptophyta; Magnoliopsida; Malpighiales; Salicaceae
Exons: 3
Coding region: 53-466 (137 amino acids)
Source: RefSeq, a predicted model, not a curated record
UGCAUCGAACAUAUCAAGGCUGGUUAAUAUAGAGGACUGCAGAUUGUAUGGAAUGAAGAGUCAUGACUGCCACGUGUUUAUGCAAACACUCAUCCCAUUAGCUUUUCGUGAUUUGUUGCCAAAGGGAAUAUGGGAUGCACUCACGGAGAUCAGUCAUUUCUUCAGAGAUAUAUGCUCCAGCAAGUUGAAUGUUGAUCACAUUGAGAGGCUUCAAACGAAUAUCGUCGAGACACUAUGCAAACUUGAGAUGAUAUUCCCUCCAUCAUUUUUUGACUCAAUGGAGCAUCUCCCUAUACAUCUACCGUUCGAGGCAAAAGCUGGAGGACCGGUCCAAUAUAGAUGGAUGUACCCAUUCGAACGGUACUUGUUUAAUCUCAAGAAAAAGGUUAAGAACAAGGCGUAUGUUAAGGCUUCGAUAUAUGAGGCCUAUAUUGUCACUGCCGGCGAGGAAAGGAAGAAUGGGUGA